This is a messenger RNA of Fonsecaea nubica, 687 nucleotides long. RefSeq lists its product as hypothetical. The transcript has 2 exons. Gene Ontology annotation, biological process: dUDP biosynthetic process; dTTP biosynthetic process; dTDP biosynthetic process. The coding region runs from base 1 to 687 and encodes 228 amino acids. Gene Ontology annotation, molecular function: ATP binding; dTMP kinase activity. The record is from RefSeq and is a predicted model, not a curated record. Gene Ontology annotation, cellular component: cytosol; nucleus; cytoplasm. Lineage: Eukaryota; Fungi; Ascomycota; Eurotiomycetes; Chaetothyriales; Herpotrichiellaceae.
AUGGCAUCUUCUAUUACAGGCUCGAAACGAGGUCGAUUUAUCGUGGUCGAGGGCCUUGAUCGCUCCGGGAAGUCCAGCUUGUGCCAUCGCCUUUAUGAGCAGUUCCAAUCGCAAGGCCUGAAAGCCCGCUAUGUCAAGUUCCCAGAUCGAACCACGCCUACGGGCCAGAUGAUCAAUAGCUACUUGACUGGCCAAGCUCAGCAGGACGACCAUUCCAUCCACUUAAUCUUCAGUGCCAACAGGUGGGAAGCGAUCAAAUCCAUCUCCUUGGACCUUCAGUCCGGUGUCAACGUGGUAGUCGACCGAUAUUCAUUCUCCGGGGCUGUCUAUUCGGCUGCAAAGCAGAUCCCAGAUCUAUCGCUUCAAUGGGCGUGGGCCCCUGAAAUCGGCCUCUUGAAGCCUGACUUGUUGUUCUUCUUGGACAUUUCUUCUGCUGAUGCUGCCAAACGUGGUGGGUACGGUGCCGAGCGGUAUGAGCAAGAAGAAAUGCAAUCUCGUGUUCGGAGCUUGUUCAAGGAUUUGCUCUCCAGGCUUGAUGGAAUAGCCAUUCAUCAAAUUGACGCCUGGAAGACGAUGGACGAGGUCACCACAGAAGUUCUCUCAAUCGUUCAAGGCUCGACCAUAAACGAGGCUCUUACGCCUGACAGCCUGCAGAAACUGGGCCCGUUGCUCGACAGAAGGGCCUGA